Ipomoea nil (Japanese morning glory) is the source of this 650-nucleotide messenger RNA. RefSeq lists its product as uncharacterized. Bases 12 to 650 code for a protein of 212 amino acids. Gene Ontology annotation, molecular function: metal ion binding. Lineage: Eukaryota; Viridiplantae; Streptophyta; Magnoliopsida; Solanales; Convolvulaceae. The transcript is spliced from 3 exons. The record is from RefSeq and is a predicted model, not a curated record.
AGCAAUCUCAUAUGGAAAAUCAAGUCCCCGAACCGAAUUGUAUAUUGAGAGUAAAUGGUUGUUCAUGCGAUGAAUGUUGUUUGAAGUUGAGGACGCUUCUCUUAAAAGUUGAUGGAGUGGAGUCCGUUGGCCUAGAUGGAGAAAAGAGAUGGGUCCUACUAAGAGGAGAUGCAGACCCUAUAAAGCUUCUAGGUGCCCUUAACCUUAAGGGCAGGGAGGCUGAAAUAAUGUACUACUGCAAGCUUGAGCUCAGAGACAUUAAUACUACUCCAGAUUACCACGCCGCCGCCGUGAAAACACCACAGCCCAACUCCGCCGAGAAAAAAUCAGGUCACCGCCGGCGGCCACCGAAAUGCCGGCUGCAUGGCAGCGAUGAUGAUGAUGAGGAGGAGGAGAAUGUACUGUAUUCCGGCCACGUGCGUGAGAGUUAUGUGGCGGCGGUGCCGCCUCAGGCGGAGGAGGUGGCGGUGCAUGCUCGUAAAGAGUGUUCGGUUCCCGAUUGCCCUUUCCAUGACUGUUAUUUGAAGAGUUUAGCUCCGCCGCCGCCGGCGGCCAAUAAUUAUGGGUAUAUGUUGAGCCCGUAUUACGGCUUUCAGCAGCUGCCGCCGGCGCCGUGGGGGUAUGGGUACGGCCGGUAUAGUAUGAUGUAA